AUGCUGCCAGUGUUUGCUGCUCUCUGCCUUUGGCUCGGACCAACUGUCUUGUCGCAGGGAGCACCCUGCGAACGUGUCAGAAUCCCGAUGUGCAAAACAAUGCCAUGGAAUAUCACUCGGAUGCCCAACCACCUUCAUCACAGCACCCAGGAGAAUGCUAUUCUCGCCGUAGAGCAAUAUCAGGAACUGGUGGACACUAACUGCAGUCCAGCGCUGCGCUUCUUUCUCUGUGCGAUGUACGUACCCAUCUGUACCUUCGAGUUCCUUCACGACCCCAUCAAGCCGUGUAAAUCAGUUUGCCAGAGGGCAAGGGACGGUUGCGAACCUAUAAUGAGAAGGUAUAACCACAGCUGGCCGGAAAGUUUGGCGUGCAACGACUUACCUGUCUACGAUCGGGGAGUUUGCAUCUCUCCGGAGGCAAUUGUCACUGAUGGACCCGCAGAUGCGAUGUGGAUGGACAUCACCCGCGAUAUGAUCGUACUGGAGCCUUCCGACUGCAAGAGUUGGAACACAGGUCGUUGUAAAUGUAGAAAAAUUAAACCAACACUAAAAACAUACUUGGAAAAGAACUAUGACUAUGUUAUCCGAGUCAAAGUAAAAGAUGUGAGCAGAAGUGGUUGCAAUGAAAUCACCACGGUGGUGGAGGUUUUACAGACAUUCAAGUCAUUGGCACCUAUCCUGCAGACUCACAUAGCCCUUCUUACCAACUCUUCGUGCUCAUGUCCUCAGCUGCCACAUAACCAUGAUCUGCUCAUUAUGUGCUAUGUGUUGCAUUCACGAUUGAUGCUCUUUAAUGGAUGUUUAGCUGAAAAAUGGAAAGAUCAAUGGUCUAAACGACUUAAGCGCUGGGAACAAAGACUAGAUCAGCAACAGCAGAUGCGUAUCAUGCAAGAAAGAAAGCAAAAUGCAAGAAGCCCAAAGUCAAAUUCAAAGAAUGCAAAUAAAGCUCCUAACAACCCCAGGAAGAUCAACAAAAAUAAAGGCAAGAAGGAAGCCAAGAAAGUAUGAACCAGCAAAUUUUUAUAACUACAAUCAUCUAAUACUCUGGAUGUCAUAAGUUGGUUCAAUAGCAAGUAACAAUCUGCAGAUCAUUUCUACCCAUAAGCACCCCUGUAUUUAUUGUACUAUUGCAUUUCAAAAUUACUGCUUAGCAUCAUUAAAGCACUAAAACUUUACAUUUUCAUAUGCAAAUACUGCUAACCAUGUUCAUUGGUUUGCAUUACAAAAUGGUAGGAUUUCUAUGCCUUCAUCUUUCUCACUUACUAUUUUCUUAGCAAAGAUACGUGUGAUAUCAAUCUCGUUAGUGCAGCUAAUGCUCCUUAAAAUUUGGAUACUUGUGCUAUUGAACCUGUUCUUUUGCUGUAUUGGGUGGGUUGACAAAAUACUCUCUCCAAGUCAACCUCUACAUCUGAAUGGACUCUUCCCAUUUCACAGACCAUGUCAUUGCAAUACAAGAUACUUAGCAUUACUUAUUUAAAAUAUUAUUCUGCUACAACACAGCUUAAUA
This is a messenger RNA of Stegostoma tigrinum, 1507 nucleotides long. RefSeq names its product secreted frizzled-related sequence protein 4-like. Gene Ontology annotation, cellular component: cytoplasm. Gene Ontology annotation, biological process: non-canonical Wnt signaling pathway; canonical Wnt signaling pathway. The record is from RefSeq and is a predicted model, not a curated record. Gene Ontology annotation, molecular function: Wnt-protein binding. The coding region runs from base 1 to 1008 and encodes 335 amino acids. The transcript has 6 exons. NCBI's taxonomy places the organism in Eukaryota, Metazoa, Chordata, Chondrichthyes, Orectolobiformes, Stegostomatidae.